Molecule: messenger RNA, 1301 nt
Organism: Leptinotarsa decemlineata (Colorado potato beetle)
Lineage: Eukaryota; Metazoa; Arthropoda; Insecta; Coleoptera; Chrysomelidae
Product: zinc finger TRAF-type-containing protein 1 homolog
Cellular component (GO): nucleus
Molecular function (GO): zinc ion binding
Source: RefSeq, a predicted model, not a curated record
AAUUUUAUGUCAGCUGUUUUCUGGCAUUGUGGGAGAUGUUAAUCCUAUUUCAUUCUCAGCUGUUCAAUGUUUAGCCAGUGAUAGGAAAGUAGUUGAGUGGAGAGUGCUGUACAAUACUCAGUUGGUUAACUAUGUCAGAAACUCAGCCAUCUCCUUCAAGUAGCGAAAUUUCUUCUCAAAACAUCGAUAGUAUCGAAAAACAUGAAGAAUUUGCAGAGCCCGAGUCAAAAAGGCGUAAAGUUUCAACCAAACUGGGAGAUGAAAAGAAGUAUAAGUUGGAGGAUAGAUUGGGAGGAAUUUUGUGCUGCGCAGUAUGUCUAGACCUACCCCGAGCUGCCGUAUAUCAGUGCAGCAAUGGUCACUUAAUGUGUGCCGGAUGCUUCACUCAUAUUUUGGCCGAUGCGAGACUCCGCGAGGAGACAGCCACUUGCCCGAGCUGUCGCGUGGAGAUUAGCAAAACUACGGCCACCAGAAAUCUGGCCGUCGAAAAUGCCGUAUCCGAAUUGCCGGCCGAGUGCCAGUUUUGCAACAAGCAAUUCCCCAGGAACUCUCUAACCAGACACGAAGAGACGGAAUGUGAAGAAAGAAUUUCAGGUUGUAAAUAUAGCCGCAUAGGUUGUCCUUGGAGAGGCCCGAUGCACGAGAGGUCCGAACAUGAAAACGAGUGUGUCCAUCCUAACCGUUCCGGACGAGAUGUAAUGGAAACCCUGAAAGUAAUAGACCAACAGAUGAUUGAAGAACGCAAACUCUACGAUAGUAUUUUUGAUUUGUUGGGAUAUGACAGAAUUGCUUUCAGUGAGCUGCAGCUGAAGCCAUACCGUACGGACGAAUUUGUUCACCGUUUAUUUUACGAGUCAUCUAGAUUUUCCGCUUUCAAUUGUCAAUGGGUUGUCAAAGCUAGAAUAAAUAACAACCAGAAAGAUCCCACACAAAGUUCCGAAAGGGAUAUGUCUUACCAGUUGAUUCUAAAGUCAAAAUCUGCCACUCCAUUGAGUCUCAGUUACAUAGUUUUAAGAGGCCCAGUAGGAGACAUAAAUCUGAAGCCAAGAAUAUAUGAAUUUGAAUUCACGGAGCAGAAUAACGAGAGUCCCUAUGUAAAGCUUCCUCUACCAGACACCCCAGAAUGUAACCGUCUCCUUGCUGCUACUACAAUAAAUUUUAGGUUGAUAAUGUUCUCCAAGUGAAUAUUUUUACUGUAAUAUUUUAGCUAUGUAAUGAUUUUUUACAUACCUUGAUUUAAACUGUUUACAAUAAAUUUUUGUGUAUCCCUAACAUUAGGGAUGUUUCCAGGCAACUCCUUA